Messenger RNA from Ambispora leptoticha, 489 nucleotides. NCBI's taxonomy places the organism in Eukaryota, Fungi, Glomeromycota, Glomeromycetes, Archaeosporales, Ambisporaceae. The record is from the annotation of a GenBank genome assembly.
AUGGCAAGAGAUUUUACAAGUAUUAGUCCAAAAAUAAUGGGAGAUUGGAGUGGUCUUAUAACACCAUUCAAAGGUGAUUUUGAUAAAAAGAAGGCAAUUGAGGAAAUUGAUAAUUAUAUUGAGUCGGCGGAGGUGUAUGCCGCAGAAAUAAAUAAGGCAAUUGAUAACAAUCCAGCUCUAAGAGGAUGGAGAGAGAAAAUUAACAAUUCAAUUGUUUCAGAUGGUGCUAAUAAAUGGUUGACGAGAUUUACGCAACAACCAGGGCAAUGCGGCGGAUGGCACCGGACGGAUUACGAACUUGGAUGCUGCGAACCACCGCUUUACUUACGCUUCCUGAGGGCGGGAGCGGAUUUGGCCGAUGGUGGAGAUCUUGACACCCGCAUUCAAGCCAUUGGUGACGACGACGACUUACUAAUUAUUGCCGGACUAAAAAAAGCCCAGUUGCAAGCGGAAAGAACCCGAGUUCGGAAUGCCGGUUUAGCCGCUUGA